Molecule: messenger RNA, 1883 nt
Organism: Gigantopelta aegis
Lineage: Eukaryota; Metazoa; Mollusca; Gastropoda; Neomphalida; Peltospiridae
Exons: 2
Coding region: 1-864 (287 amino acids)
Source: RefSeq, a predicted model, not a curated record
AUGACUAAAUAUUUUUUCAGAAAAAGACGAAAUGACUCCAAGUCCGUUGAUAACGUUACUCCUAAAAGAAACAACAACUUGUACAGUGAUACUGAGAUCAGUACUAAUAUUAGUGAACAACCCAACAAAAGCAACAAUGACUAUACUGAAAUAGAUUUGGAUGAUCUACAACCAGAAGUGACUAACGGUAUAGUUCUAAACCACAGAGACUCUCUAGAUUCCAGCACCUGUAGUAAUGUAUACUGGACGGUUGAUCCUCAUGAUUUAGAUGAAAACGAAAAUACGAAUAAUGAUAAUGUGAGGGAAAAGAGCAAAAGAAGUAAUGGUGCUGUAAAUAUCUGCUAUUCUAAAGAUGAUGUAAUUCAAUCACCUAAUAGAGAUCAAACCAAAAAAAAAGUACAGGUUGUGGUCAUAGCCAAUGAUCUGCCAGCAAGUAAACCAGACAACACUCCUCAGAAAAGCAACCGUUCACCUAUAAAGCCCAGAAAAUUCCAAGCGGCAUUCAGCAAUAAAGAAGCUGAAAACGAGGGAUCGGGGGACAUUUCUAGUGAGUUGGGUGAACACCCUGUAUCCCAAACAAACGCAGAUGAUAUAGAAACUAAAGUUAAUGAUAAACCUGGUACAACUCCUGAAAGCAGUUCAAUAUGUGUUCCCGAAGAAGAGAUGAAAGAUAAUUUCCUUUAUAGCAUGGAUGGUACGGAAUUUCAAGAUUCUCAAAAGUGUGUUCCUGAAGAAGAGAUGAAAGUCAAUUUUCUUCAUGACAUGGAUGAUGAUGAUACGCAAUUCCAAGAUUCUCUUAAGUGUGUUCCCGAAGAAGAGAUGAAAGACAAUUUCCUUUAUAGCAUGGACGAUACAGAAGUCUAAGAUUCUUUAAACUGUGUUCCCGAAGAGGAAUUAAAAUUCAGUCCAGCUAAUUCCGUGAUGGGGGAUAAACAGGUAGUGAGUCCACGAGACAUGCCAAGCGAUUCUCGUCAAAGAGAACAAGAAGUGCCAGAAACAUGUUCCAGCCAGACGAAGAUAUCAUAAGGAAUCCAAUUUAUAACGUGAGAGACAAUAACAGGCAACUGUACCUCAGUGCCUUCGGGUGAAGAAAGUCUGGACAAUCAUCCACAGUGUGUUCCAGAAAAAGAAUUUUUUUAAAAACGAAAAUGACAAUCAGAACUGCAUAUUAAGAGACAAGUAAAAAAAAAACCCAAAUGAAGUCCACAAAAACGACACGAAAAUCAAUUAUAUUUACUACGUGAAAGACAGUAUUUCAGAUGUAGAUAUUAACAAAACAUUGAGCAAUUAAGGUGAACAAGAACUGAAAUAUUAAAUAAAAUGUGUUUCAGAAAAAGAUUGAUAAUAUUUAUAACAUGACAGAUGUUGAAUACGAUGAAACUGAUUUGGAGAAUAGUACUGAUUAUCUUGCAGAUGAGGCACAUAAUUAUUUUGUUCAAGAAGAACAAGAAGAACAAUCGAUUCACAUUAACGUUUACUCUAGCAGUUCCAAACUUACAAUCAAGAUAACAAUAUACAUAAGACGCAACUUCUAAAAGUGUGUAUAUAUAUUAUACAAAAUUAGUUUUACAAAAAGUCAAUUUGCGGAUUUUAGAUUUCUUACAGGUUGCUAGUUUUGUGCAAUGGAUUUCUGUGAAACGAAACAAAAUCCUUAUUUUAGUUUUUCGAAUUUUUGUUUUAAAGAAAUGUUUUUACACUCAUUGUUCGUAUGUUAGAUAACAGUACUUUGUAGUUCUGCUCCUAUUUAUGGUGUGUCGUUUUACGAUUUAACUGAUAUUAAGAAAUUCAUUUAUAUGCAUUUCUUGAUCGAAGUUUUUAAAAUGAAAAUAUAUUUUCUGAAAAUCAAUUUUUAAAAUGAAGAAAUCCCCGCCCUCUCUCUCUCC